AUGAGUAGCUAUAGCAACAGGCUACUAGGGCUUUUGUUUACCUUAGCAACCACAGAGUCACUGGAGAGUGAGGGUGAUUAGCUUGCUAGCUGCAGCUUUCUAACAAGCAAAAUAAAUACAAAUAUUACUCGAGUAUUAAUUUCAAUUCUUUUGUAAAUAUACAUUUGUCAGUGAAUAGAGAUGGACUCGGAUUCUUUGCAUUACUCUUUGGAUUUAGCUGCUGGUAAUGGUUUGACUCUGAGCAGCGAGCAGAGAGCUGCUCUUCAAACCUCUCUGGUCAUACUGAAGAGAAGUUACAAAUUCAGCCGGGUUUUAUUUUGGGGAAAGAUUUUGGGGAUAAAAUGUGACUAUUUGAUUGCUCAAGGUGUUGAAGAGGAUGAAAUGAAGAAAAAAAAGUCUUUGUACAGUUUAAACUGCUUAGAUUGGCACCUGCUGCCACAAGCCACUGAGUCCAUGACUGCAGACGUGGCAUUAGCAGCACAGGGGCGAUUCACGGGCGACCCGUCCCAUCAGUACGAGCACACAGAGACACGCACUGAGGGAGAGGGGGACGAAGCCACGGAGGUAGAGGUCAAGGUGAAAGUGAAUGAGGCGAGUCGAUUGGCCACGACCGUGUCAAACAUCGAUAAAGAUGUGUCUGUAGUGCCACGUGGUGCAUUUACAAAGAGUCCCAGUGGCAAAGUGCAGAUAAACCGAAGCUUUGGAGGUCUGCAUCCCACUGAAGCUGCGAAACUUCGCAACUACCUGCACUUUCGUGAGCCGGUUAACCUGAAAAAGAAGUCCAUCUUGGAAAUGUCUUAUCUGAACCCUGCUCUCGACUUCCUAGAUCCUUUGAGUGAGGACAUUCCCAAAGGGUCAUGGAGCCUGCAGCUUGAGCGGGGCGGCACUGUGUGUGUAUUACGCAGUUUGCUCUGGCUGGGUCUCACCUCCUUCCAUGUUCCCCAGACCCCUCAGCAUGGAUACAUCUACAUGGGAGAUGGACUUAUAAACCUGGACCUGCCCUUCAUGUUAUAGCAGCCAAACUGACUUCAGAAGCACAAUCUCCUUGUUUUUGGUGCCACGUUUUAAAGACAGCACAAGUUAUUGUGUAAUCAACUCUGUGGCCUCACAUUCACUGUAUUUUUCUUUCUGUCAAGAAAACAUAAACACGUCAACAUGUUUGGAAAGUUGAAA
Molecule: messenger RNA, 1173 nt
Organism: Rhinichthys klamathensis goyatoka
Lineage: Eukaryota; Metazoa; Chordata; Actinopteri; Cypriniformes; Leuciscidae
Gene: rsph9
Product: radial spoke head component 9
Exons: 5
Coding region: 181-1014 (277 amino acids)
Biological process (GO): axoneme assembly; cilium movement involved in cell motility; motile cilium assembly
Cellular component (GO): radial spoke; axoneme
Source: RefSeq, a predicted model, not a curated record